CGGAGACGGAGAUGAGUUGCGAUGAAAACGCCUCUUUUCUAGAUUUCUGUCCAAUCUUCACUGCUUAGCUCCAUUCGGCUCUGGGCUUCCGCUCACUUACUUCGCUCCCUUGUACACACUUCUGAGCUCUCUCCCGAACCCAAGAUGCCCGUCGUUGCUGGUCCUGCCGCAGGGGGCCCUGCUGGCCCCUCGACCUUCGACAAAAUGAAAAUGGGUUGCAUGAUGGGUUCCACUGUCGGUGGAAUCAUGGGCUUCAUCAUCGGAACGGUCACGAUCUUCCAGUACGGAGCCGGCCCCAAUGGUGUGAUGCGCACUCUGGGCAAGUACAUGCUGGGCUCCGGUGCGACCUUUGGUCUUUUCAUGUCCAUCGGCAGUGUCAUCCGUACUGAAGGACCCCACAACGAUGCCUGGCUCCGCGCUCGAGGCCCUCCCAUGAUGCUUCCCCGCCAAAGCCCCCUCCAGCCAGUGCGCUAAUAAACUCGUGUUCUCCUGUCGUUCUGGACGGGGAUGUCAAAUGGUGCACGUGACAUGACCAAAUCGAAGGGGACGCUUCUUGUACGAUACGAUCUUUAAAUUUGUGAAGCGAUUUCAGCAGAGGUGGAAUAGCAAGAUUGGCUAAGAUUGAGGAGCUUGAGAUGGUGGUUUGGGCGGCCAUACUGGCCGAGAGCUUCCAAGGUUCCAAGCUUAUAAUGCACAUAUGCUUGUCGCAUCAGGAAUUUGCUGGGCCUGGUCAUCUCUUCACUCAGGAAUCGCCGGGUUGGCGUCAUUUCUUGCUCCGACU
Messenger RNA from Penicillium cinerascens, 781 nucleotides. RefSeq names its product MGR2/ROMO1 family protein. The record is from RefSeq and is a predicted model, not a curated record. Gene Ontology annotation, biological process: protein import into mitochondrial matrix; protein insertion into mitochondrial inner membrane. NCBI's taxonomy places the organism in Eukaryota, Fungi, Ascomycota, Eurotiomycetes, Eurotiales, Aspergillaceae. Gene Ontology annotation, cellular component: TIM23 mitochondrial import inner membrane translocase complex. The transcript is spliced from 5 exons. The coding region runs from base 145 to 474 and encodes 109 amino acids.